AUGCCACGUCCUCCUCCUUCACCAGCCGCCACUGCCAUUGGUAAAGAUGCACGGCACGGCCAUCUCCUCCUCCUCCCUCCAGCGUUGACGCUGCCAAGGAGCAUCGUCGCCUCCAGUAGUUGUUUCUGCUGCCUCCGGCGGCCACCGCCACUGCCGCCUCUAACGGCCAUCACAGCUGUCUCUGGCGGCCACUGCUGUAGCUGCCUCCGGCGGCCUCCAGUGACUACCACAGCCGCCUCCAGUGCCCUCCCUCGCUGCCUUCAGCGCCCGCCAUCGCUGCCUCGUCCACAGUUGUUUCCCUCCGGGCAAUCGCCGCCUGAGUGUUUAGGUUUCCCGGCGUCGUCGACUGAGACUCGUCACCGCCGCGAGGGAGGCACGCCACAUCCUCCUCCUUCACCAGCUGCCACUGACAUUGGUAAGGAUGAACGGCACGACCAUCUCCUCCCCCUCCCUCCGGCGCUUACGCCGCCGAGGAGCAUCGUCGUUGCCUCCAGCAGUUGUUGCUGCUGCCUCAUGUGGCCACCACUGCAGCCGCCUCAGCAGUCACCGCCGUUGCUGCCUCUAGCGGCCACCACAGUUGUCUCCGGCGACCACUGCCGCAGCCGCCUCCGGCGGUCACCGCCGUCGUCGCUUCCGAUGACUACCACAACCGCCUCUAGUGGUCGCCCUUGCCGCUUUCAGCGACCGUCAUUGUCGCCUCGUCCACAGUCAUCGCCCUCUGGGGCAGUCGCCACCUAA
Zingiber officinale is the source of this 738-nucleotide messenger RNA. Its product is annotated as proline-rich receptor-like protein kinase PERK2. Lineage: Eukaryota; Viridiplantae; Streptophyta; Magnoliopsida; Zingiberales; Zingiberaceae. The transcript has 2 exons. The coding region runs from base 1 to 738 and encodes 245 amino acids. The record is from RefSeq and is a predicted model, not a curated record.